Messenger RNA from Lodderomyces parapsilosis, 2268 nucleotides. RefSeq lists its product as uncharacterized. The record is from RefSeq and is a predicted model, not a curated record. The transcript has a single exon. Gene Ontology annotation, biological process: long-chain fatty acid metabolic process. Gene Ontology annotation, cellular component: membrane; endoplasmic reticulum. The coding region runs from base 1 to 2268 and encodes 755 amino acids. NCBI's taxonomy places the organism in Eukaryota, Fungi, Ascomycota, Pichiomycetes, Serinales, Debaryomycetaceae. Gene Ontology annotation, molecular function: long-chain fatty acid-CoA ligase activity.
AUGUCUGUGAAAUUACCUUCCGUGAUUGACUCCGAUUCGGAUUCACUUUAUGCUGCUGAUGAAAAGCUCUAUUUGUUUGAAAACAGCAACAACUUGCCAGAUGAUGUUUUGAUCAACCAGAACUUGCCACUUCCACAGGAAAUGAGUGCUAGGUCCGUUAAGGUCCCAGGCACCACGAAACCUGGAUUUUCUGAAAUUUACAGAAAUGGGGCACUUCCAAACGGAAUAAAGGAAACCAUCAUUCCAGAAUUAAACACUUAUCCAAAAAUCUUUGCUUCAUCCGUGAAAAGACAGUCAGGUCAACCCUGUUUGGCUCAUCAUGAAUAUGAUUAUGAAAAUGAACAGCAUUUGGAAAAAUAUGUCUCACAAACUUACCAGCAAGUUGAUAACCGUAAGACCAACUUUUUUAACGGAUUGAUGUUUUUGUUGGAGUCCAACCCAUACAAGAAUCUUUCAUUGGAGUCACAUCAAAGGAUUGUCAAUCAUUCGAAAGAGUAUGCAAGUUUCAAUCAUGAGUAUAUCUCAUUCAUUGUAACCUUGUACUCAGGAAAUAGAGCCGAAUGGGUGAUUACAGAUUUGGCUUGCUCGGCCAACUCUGUUACCACGACAGCACUUUACGACACUUUGGGUCCGGAAUCAUCAAAAUACAUUUUAAACCUUACACAAUCUCCAGUCGUCGUUUGUUCAAGGAAUAAAGUUGAAGCUUUGAUCAAAUUGAAGGCUGCAAACCCAAAAGAAUUGGAAUCGUUGAUCACCAUUAUCUCAAUGGACCCAUUGAAGGUUAAAGGGAAAUCGUAUGCAUCGUUGGUUGAGUUAGCUGAGAGGAACAACAUUAAAUUGUAUGAUUUCGAUCAAGUCGAAAAGACUGGAGAGGUUUUCCCAAGGGAAGAAACAAGCCCAACUCCCAAUACAGUUUAUACACUUACUUUCACUUCUGGUACGACCGGAGCAAAUCCAAAGGGAGUGGUUUUGCUGCAAAGAUCUAUCGUUAGUGCAAUCUUAACUUAUGUGACUUUGUUACCACACCAUAAAUCAAUAACAGAGUUCGAGUUCUUGCCCUUGGCUCACAUCUUUGAGAGACAUAUGUGUUGUGGUGUAUUAACCGCUGGUGGAACUGUUGGGUUUCCUCGAUUGGGUGGAACUCCUCAAACGUUAUUUGAAGAUUUGAAACUUUUCAAACCAAGUUUCCUUGGGUUGGUUCCUAGAAUUCUCACGAAAAUCGAGGCAGCGAUCAAAGCUGCAACGGUUGAUUCUUCCUCCAGGGUCAGUAGAACAUUGUAUUCUCUGGCCAUUGAAGCCAAACAGCUGAAACAAGAGAAGAACGGAGAUAGAGGUGAUCAUUUUCUUUUUGACAAAACAUUGAUCAAAAUUCUACGCUCAAAAUUUGGGUUUGAUAACAUGGAGUCUUGCAUAACUGGUAGUGCACCUAUCGCUCCUGACACCAUCAAGUUUUUGAAAGCUAGUUUAGGUAUUGGAAUAACUCAAGGGUAUGGUUUGAGCGAGUCGUUCUCAGGCGUCUUUCUUGCAUUACCUUUCCAUUCACCAAGUGUUGGGACCUGUGGUGCUAUAAGCCCAACCGUUGAGGCAAGAUUGAGAGAAUUGCCUGAAAUGGGCUACCAUUUGAAUGAUGAAGGUGGACCUCGUGGAGAGUUGCAGUUGCGCGGAGCCCAAAUGUUUAGUCACUACUACAAGAAUCCAGAAGAGACAAAGAAGAGUAUCGAUGAAGAUGGGUGGUUCUCUACUGGAGAUGUGGCUCAAAUCACAAAUGAAGGUUGGUUCCGUAUAAUUGAUAGAGUCAAGAACUUUUUCAAGUUGGCACAAGGAGAGUAUGUUACGCCUGAAAAGGUUGAGAACCUAUACCUUUCAGCCAAUUCCAUCUUGACACAAAUGUUUGCACAUGGAGAUUCAACUCAAUCGUUCUUAGUUGGUAUAAUCGGAGUUGAUCCAGUCGGGAUUGGAAAAUUUCUUGUUGAGAAAUGCAACAUCCCACAAGGAGACUUGGACACGGAGAAGAAAAUCCUUGAGGCAUGUAACAGACGUGAGAUAAGAACUCGCAUUUUGUUACAAUUAAACACAAACGUUAAAACUGGUCUUAAUGGGUUUGAAAAGUUGGCCAAUGUGUACAUUGAGUUUGAACCUUUGAAGUUGGAAAGAGAGGUGAUUACACCUACAACCAAAAUAAGAAGACCAAUUGCUGCCAAAUUUUUCAAGUCGCAAAUUGAAGCGAUGUAUAAGGAAGGAUCAAUUUUGAAAGACCUCAAAUUGUAG